UCAUCAAAUGGCUAUGGCCAGCAUUGAGAGUCUGGACGGCAGCGCCUGUGAUUUUGGCGGUGUCUCGGCGGUUCCACUGGUGGGUCAUCUGCCCACGGACCCCUUAGAGUUUGUCUGCCCCGCCUGCCAGCAGCUGCAAACGAGUCUCGUGGAACGCGAAGCGGUCACUAACCUGCAGAAGAUCGCCUGCACCCUGAACUGGUUACUUUGCUGCUCUCCCAUAAAAUGGAAUGGUCGGCAUGAUAUCAAUCAUUAUUGCAGCACCUGCGGCUGUUUCAUUGGACGCCACAUCUCGUUGAGUUGGUAUAAACGCGCCCUGUUUCGAAUGCAGCGCUCCGAGGUGGAGGAUAAUGGACGCUGGCAGCGUUUCCGCAAGGUGGAGAAGGAGCAGCUGGAUGAAAAGAAGCUGGGCAAGCAGCGUGCAGCGCUCAAUCAGAACUAGAAGCGAAAUCAAUUACUUAAAGCACAAUUUGUUACACAUAUAAAAUUAAGUUUUUAACAAAUCAAAAG
Molecule: messenger RNA, 510 nt
Organism: Drosophila grimshawi
Lineage: Eukaryota; Metazoa; Arthropoda; Insecta; Diptera; Drosophilidae
Exons: 2
Coding region: 8-442 (144 amino acids)
Source: RefSeq, a predicted model, not a curated record